Molecule: messenger RNA, 759 nt
Organism: Peniophora sp. CBMAI 1063
Lineage: Eukaryota; Fungi; Basidiomycota; Agaricomycetes; Russulales; Peniophoraceae
Source: the annotation of a GenBank genome assembly
AUGUCCAAUAUCAAGACUGUCAUUCGCGAGGUUACCGGCGGUGUAUGGACGUUCUCUCGUCCCUUCACCCGUCUGGGCUUCAUGUAUAUUGGCGGACGCAGUACCGCAAUCAAGUUAUCCAACGGCGGUGUUUGGGUUCUUGCCAGUACAACUCUUGACGAGCCUACGCGCAAGGUGAUAGAUGAACUUGGGCCUGUUCAAUAUCUCAUCGGAGCGGACGCCGUGCACUACAUGUUCCUCGGCGAGUUCCAGAAGGCGUAUCCCGAGGCAAAGCUCCUGACAGUUGAGGAGGUCGCGAAGAAGGCGAAAGAAUUGAAUAUUCGCGUGGAUGGCUAUUGGAGCGACGCCAACCCCGACCAAACGUUUGGCUUCGAAGACGACAUCAAGUCUUGCUACUUCUCCGGCUUCAUCAACAAGGACGUCGCCUUCCUUCACAAGCCCUCGCGCACGCUCAUUCAAGCGGACCUCCUUUUCAACUCUCCCUGUAAAGAGCAGUACUCAAUGUACGGCUGGCCCUGGAACAGGGGAAAGGCUUUCCUCGGAUUGUUCGGUGGAUCGGACCCCUGGUCAAGCACCGCGCAGACUAUGGCAAAGCAGCUGGGGAAGAAGGACCCGGAAGCAAUGAGGAGGGAUGCGAAGACUGUCGCGGAGUGGGACUUUGACAGGAUCAUCCCUUGUCACGGCGACGUUGUUGAGACGCGCGGCAAUGAUGGUUGGCGUUCGGCGUACAAGCACUGGCUCACGCCAGAGCAGAAGUAG